Messenger RNA from Brassica napus (rape), 1206 nucleotides. Its product is annotated as MADS-box protein AGL71. Gene Ontology annotation, biological process: positive regulation of transcription by RNA polymerase II. The record is from RefSeq and is a predicted model, not a curated record. The coding region runs from base 344 to 1003 and encodes 219 amino acids. Gene Ontology annotation, molecular function: protein dimerization activity; RNA polymerase II cis-regulatory region sequence-specific DNA binding; DNA-binding transcription factor activity, RNA polymerase II-specific. Gene Ontology annotation, cellular component: nucleus. NCBI's taxonomy places the organism in Eukaryota, Viridiplantae, Streptophyta, Magnoliopsida, Brassicales, Brassicaceae. The transcript has 6 exons.
UUGCUCUUUUUUUUCUUUUAUUGUAAAAAAUAUUCUUUGUUUAUAUCAUAGAGUUUUUUGGUCGGCUAUAUUUCUGUUCUUGUUGAGGUCUUCUGAAAGCGAAUCUUGUCAAAAAAACUUAAGGCUUCUUUACUUUUUCCAGAUUAAUUUACCAGUAUAUUUUCUAGGGGAGUUAUCAGAUCUACUCUUUGGAUCUCUCUCCACUAUAUUUUCAAGAAACCAUUUCUUGGUUUUGGAUUCAGAUCCAAGUGAGUUCCUUUUCGUUUUUGAAAGAAACUAAUUUUUUCUUUCCCUAUAAUCAGGUUUUAGGGUUUCUUAGGGAUUCAUUAAUCAUGUCAGGAAAAUGGUGAGAGGGAAGAUCGAAAUCAAAAGAAUCGAGGACGUGACCAGCAGACACGUCACGUUUUCCAAGCGUAGGAAAGGUCUCUUGAAGAAGGCUCACGAGCUUUCAGUUCUAUGUGAUGCUCAAGUAGCAGCCAUUGUCUUCUCUCAGAAAGGAAGAUUAUAUGAUUUCGCUAGCUCCGACAUGCAGAAGAUGAUAGAGAGAUGUGAGAUACAUAGGGGUGAGUAUUUUGGAGCAGAGAGACUCCAAAAACAGCAAUACGUGCAAGAUCUCAAGAACGAAAUGGCGAUAACGAUGGACAAGAUUAAACUUCUUCAACUUCAUUGCCGGAAGCUGAUGGGGCAAGAUUUGGAUUCGUGUUCGGUGGAGGAACUCAAGGAGAUAACUACCAAAAUUGAGAAAAGUCUUACUAUUGUCAGAUCAAGGAAGGCUAAGUUAAAUGAAGAUAGAAUAGAGAAACUAAAAGCAGAGAUUGUAGCAGAGAGAGAGGUCUUGAACGAUAAAAGUAGGCUGCGCCAAAUGUUUGAAGAACAACCCUUGUGGAUUCAGUCAAGGAGCCUAGAGAGUGAGAAGAGUGCACCUUCCUGUAGUUGUGGAAACAUGAACUUGUCGGAUGUGGAAACUGACUUGUCCAUCGGAUUGCCUCAAAGUCGAGUGUAAUCAACAGAGUUCUUGUUAAUGUUCAUAUUAUCCGGACAUGCAUAUAUUUCUACAUGUGAAUGUUUUUAAUUGAUUUUCUCAAUGCUUGCAUCAAGAAUAAAAUAGUGUAAAACUGUUAAGUAUUCUCUACUAUGUUAUGUAUGCUGAGUUUUUUGUUCUUACUUUGUGGAAAAUUGGAGUUUUUAAUAUAAUUUGAAAGUGUA